Messenger RNA from Plasmopara halstedii, 1083 nucleotides. Its product is annotated as e3 ubiquitin-protein ligase rnf168. Bases 1 to 1083 code for a protein of 360 amino acids. The record is from RefSeq and is a predicted model, not a curated record. Gene Ontology annotation, biological process: double-strand break repair. The transcript has 6 exons. Gene Ontology annotation, cellular component: nucleus; site of double-strand break. Lineage: Eukaryota; Oomycota; Peronosporomycetes; Peronosporales; Peronosporaceae. Gene Ontology annotation, molecular function: ubiquitin-protein transferase activity; nucleosome binding.
AUGGCACUCACAAGGUCAGCGGCGUCGACGCUUCCGACGGCGCUUCUGGUCCCUCCUAUGAACUCUGUAUCUAUCCCCAUUCGAUUCCAGUGUCCUCUCUGUCUCGAUGUGCUACGUCGCCCCAUUCAAUUGCCAUGUUGUCAUCGUUACCUUUGUAUGGAGUGUUUUGAGCGCGGACUAGAAUUAACAAGCGUCAACUGUGGCUUUUGUCGACGCCGAGUUGUCGGGUUUGCGCGUACAAAGCAAUAUAAGGUGGAUGAAGUUAUGUGGGCAGCCAUUAAAGACCACUGUCCAUUUAUGAGUGAUAUUGCGAGCGACAGAGAGCCGCUCGUUGAUUUCUACGAUGAAAAUGCUCCACCGUUGCACAAUAGUGGCGAAGAUACUCGAACAAUGAGCGAUGAGAGUGCUGGAGCACUCAGCGUCUACUACGAACAGCAGCUUCGUCGACACCAGUCUCAAGUGCACGAAGCAGAGCAGCGCGCAUUCGAGCAAACAAUCCAUUUCCUACAAAAUGAUCCAGAAUUUACGGCGUCACUGGCGGCGUCUCCAUUGUCACCACAAUCAUCUUCGUCAUCACCGCCGACAGAAAUUUUUUCGAAUGUGUGUAUCAGCUGCUGCGAACGACGCAAAUUGGCGACUAAUAGAAGAGAAUUAGAAUCAGAUAGCACCCAAUGCGCUUCAAACGCAAGAUACGCUGCGCAGCGUUCAUCUCAGAGAUUUUCUCGACUAUAUGUCGGAAUUCCUCGAUACAUUGUCGUGUUCGUACGACGCGUAUCAAAGUCUGCCAUAUCCAUACAAGCAAAAAGAGACAACUUUUUGUUUGAUUCCCGGUAUCUGUAUAAAUCUGAUUGUAAAGAUGAGCGUGUGCCAAAGCGAGACGAUGAGGAGCCCAUCAUCACAAAACACCGACGCGUUACAGAAAGAGCAGUGCUUCCAACGAGUGAUGACGCUGCACGGAGAUAUGUGGUGCAGAUCGGGAAAAUUGAGCCGGAACAGGCAUUCAUGAUCAACAUAGCGAGUGCAGGACAUUGCCAUGUAUCAUUCGAAGCACUUAAUUGUAUGCAUGUGCCGACGAUGACGUAA